AUGAACACCAUGGCCAUUAUUCCCCGUCUCUUACUCAUGACUGCCAGUACCCUCCCCUCCCGGUCCCGUUUCUACCCUGGGAUAACUCGGAAUAUCGGUGCUUCUCGUACCCACGCAAACGCCUUCGGCACUCGUGGGACCGCGUUUGUAGUGACGCGCGAGCUGGCGCAUAAGGUCGCUGUACAUCCAGUAUUAGAGACUACGAUGUUGGUGAAGCAGCCAACUGCAGUGACCAUUAGGGUUGAUACUAGUGUAGGUAUUCCGAGGCUGGUGGUAUCUAUGGCCCCGGUGAAGAAGACGCUCAAAGAGGAAAGUAAUGGGAUUUUCGCCGUAAACGACUGUCUCCUUUUAGAUGAGGGUAGGCAGGGAUCCGUGAAUAUUGUAGUAGCCUCAGCUUACCUAUGUCGUGCGGUACCGGAAUGUGCCCCCCGCCUCCUCCUCAUAUCCACCAACACCGUCCGUUCCCAUCUCGGCGCGCGGAUCACCCGGACCCAAACUUCCCGCGACCACGCCAGCUACCUCGAUGUGCCCGCCGGCGUCCGCGGGCUCGCGUUUGUCACGAAGCGCGAAGUAGGGCAUCGGGCCACUCCGAUAGUGCUCCACAACAUGUCACGCACGGCGGUGCCGCUAGCGACGACACACCGACCCUCCUUCUUCAUGCCCGUACCAUUGCCGAAGCUGGAGACAUCGCCGCGGUCAGUAGCGGGUAGUGCGAUGCUAGGGCCGCGGCCAGCAGUGAUUCGGGUUGAUACAAAUAUGGGGGCCACGAGGCCGGCGGUGCCUGUAGCGCCGGUGAAGAGGCCGACGUUUAAAGACGGCAGUAGUAGUGGGAAGAGUAUUGGUGGGAUGGGGCGGGUUUUGGGGUGUUUUGUCGGUGGUUGA
This is a messenger RNA of Morchella importuna, 882 nucleotides long. RefSeq lists its product as uncharacterized. The record is from RefSeq and is a predicted model, not a curated record. Bases 1 to 882 code for a protein of 293 amino acids. Lineage: Eukaryota; Fungi; Ascomycota; Pezizomycetes; Pezizales; Morchellaceae. The transcript is spliced from 6 exons.